AGAAUUUCAGUCGAGACAGCUGAGACUACGAACGCUCUUGUUUUGACAUUACACUUGAGACUGUUGUCAGAAGUGUUACUCCCGCCCAGUUUACUACAUAGGGAAAAUGUGAAACGUUUUCCUAACUAAAAAGAGCGAAUUUAAUACAACCAUAGUUAUUCAUAGCAGUGCUGUUUAUAUUUUUUCAAAAUUUCGAAGCUGAAUUCAGGUCGUCAAAUGAUGAAGUUUAAGUCGCUUUUCCGUCGAAAAGCGUCGCCCACGGGCAAUGAAGCUAACUCGGCCAUCAGCCCAUCGGCCUCUUCCAUAUCGCAUUCGUCUUCAUCUUCGUCGCUUGCUGCCCGUUCAGCAAGUCCUCCUGUUCAAUCCAAUGGCCAUGGGGCUGAAUUGGUUGAUGCUAACAUGUCUCUUGGGAGUCCACCCAUUACAAUUACAUCUAGGAUUAGAUCGUCCACUGACCCAAAUCUUCUUUCGCCAAGAACUGAAGCUCUACCACCUGUACCAGGGCCGUCAACCUCAGACUGUCUAAUGUUUAUAGAGCACCAGGAUGAAACACCAAACUGUUCCAACUAUCCAAUUCAUGCCAUCAAUCGAGAUGUCAUCCGUAAUAUUGCAGGAACGGAUGUCAAAGAAGAUGCUGAUUAUGCUGGAGCAACAAUGAGAGACUUGAUAGAAACUGGAGCAGUUGGAUGGGAACGUCAAUCCAGGCAGAGCAGUGGAAGUGAAGUUUCUGGAGUGAGUCUGGCUUGUCUUCAGGGACGAAUCCAGCAAAUGGAAGAAACACACCACAGUACCAAUGAAGAAUUGCAGGCCACACUUCAGGAGCUUGCUGACCUCCAAGUCCAGCUCAAUGAGUUUCAAGCAGAAAAUGACAAGCUCAAGGAUGACAAGCAAUCUUUAAAAAGAAAAUUAGAAAUUAGAACUGAACAGUUCAAGCAAGCUAGAGAUCAGAUGGAAUCCCUGAAACAACAUUUACUGCUUCAGUGCAAUGAGGCCGAGGACGAGCGCAAAGCUCUUCAAGCCAAGCAGAUGGAUUUGGCCAAGAUGCUGGCUGCACAACAAGCUGAAGCAACAGAACGGGAACAACACGUCACAUGGCUGACAUCUCGAGUUCGACAUUUAGAAGCUUGCAUUGACGAAGGCGAUUCCAAACUCCAUUCGGAACUAAGCAAGUUAAUGAAAGAAAAUGAAAAAUUAAGGCAAGAUAAGGAGUCGACUGAAGGCACAGCUAUUACUGCCCAGGAUCAAUUGGCUGCUGCCCAACGUGACAAUACCCUUCUAAGAGACCAGAUAUCUGCUUUGCAGGAAGAAAACCGAACAAUUCGACAGAAAUCAAAAGAAGAGGUAGCGGAUCUGGAGUAUAAAGUUGAACAACUGCUAGCUAAAAAACAAAGUCUGAUCGUUGAGACAUCGACGCUUCAUGCGGCUGUCGCCGAAUUGGAGUCGGCAUGCCGUCGCCAUCUGGAAGACAAGCGGGAAAUGCGCACAACCGCAGCCGACCAGCAAGUUAAGUUGGCAGAUGCCCUGGCUCGCCGAGACGAACUCGAGAGGCUAUUGACGGACGAAAGAGCCAAAUGGGAAGCACAACAAGAAGAGUGGCAACAAUUUCAAAAAGAUUUGCUCACAACAGUUCGAGUGGCCAAUGACUUCAAACUCGAAACUCUCGCCAAAAUGGAGAAGGUGGUGGAGGAAAACAGAUUGCUUCAUGAGAAGCUUGGAGCAAUCUCUCGGUCAGAAAAAUUUGGCUCCCCUGAAACACGAGCGGCCGCUCCAGUCAAGCCUCGUGUCUUACGCUCAUUCUCUACCCUGGAUUCGAGCUCAACAACAUUAUCCAGCAAUCUGUUGAAUGAUAUCAAACCACGCGCCGUGGCUACACGCGUUGAUAAAGGUUCAGUAAAGCGCAUUGUUGAAAAUUUGGAGGUAACUGCCUCGAACAUUCGGACAAAACCUACCGGCGAAGCAACAGAGCCAGCUUCUCCAUCAUUAGCGACUUCACCGUCACCUCCUGUAGCUACUGUGCGACCCCGAUCCGAGCCGAUCCGACCAACCCAGUUGCAUCGUACUGAGAGUGAGGUGUUUCUCCGCUCUCCAGCUAGGCCCACGGAGACACGCUCUUCGUUAAAUGACGUACCAACCUACAAUACUACAAGCAGCAGCUCAAUCAAAACGGCAUCACCACCUUCAACAGGUUUACGAUCCAGUGUGCUAUCAGCCUCAGAUAUACAGCCUUGCGAAUCUUCAGCUGGAUCGUUCUCCAACCAACCGUCGGAUCGCAAGGAUCCUCUAGCUGGCUUGGUCAAAAAUGGGGGCUCUAAGCGAAACGCCCUGCUGAAAUGGUGCCAAACUCGAACCGCCGACUACCCCAAUAUCGACAUAACCAACUUUAGUAGUUCUUGGAACGAUGGAUUGGCCCUAUGUGCUUUGCUGCACACUUACUUACCGCAACAAGUGCCAUUUGAAUCUCUUAACUCUUCAGACGUCCGACACAACUUCCAAGUGGCCUUCCGUGCAUCCGAAUCCGUUGGUAUCCCCACUUCGCUGGACAUUGAAGAGCUGGCCUCUUCCGACAGGCCUGAUUGGCAGUCCAUCAUGACUUAUAUCACCGCUAUAUACAAACAUUUUGAAAUUUGAUGGAUGCUACUGCCACAAAAAAAAAACAUAAGGAGGAUUGUUCCAACACCCAGGUUGAUAGUGAAUUGACUUUCUGGUAAUUGUCAACUGGAUUAAAGUUUGAAACACUUUACACCCAUAGUAAAUAAGAUGGUAAAAAUGUUCAUUAAAAAAAAUAUAUAUAUUAUGUAUUUCCAUUCUUCUUUUACAAUGGUGGUUUGUCAAAAAAAAAAUUAUCAAAAAGAUUUGUCGUACUAGAAUAGACGACCGAAAGUGUCCAUUCCACUAAUCCCAUUCCAGCAGUACUGACCUUCAUUGACAGUCCAUUUGCUGUUCCACAGUAAUCUUCUUCCUAACUUGUUCUUUGGGACCAUUGAUUUCUUUUUCUGUUUGUAGUUUGUAAUGCUAUGAAAUGUAUUCUGUAUAAGCUCAUGUCUCCCCUCUUUCAACAGGAAAAAAAAUGCAAUUGAAGAACACCAGUGUCUGUGAAGGUAUAAUGUGUGCAACUGUGUAAUAUUGACGGCCUUCAUCUGGAACUAUAUCGUACAAUAAAACUUGGCUUUGGGAUACAUAA
Daphnia carinata is the source of this 3181-nucleotide messenger RNA. Its product is annotated as cytospin-A-like. Gene Ontology annotation, molecular function: protein binding. The record is from RefSeq and is a predicted model, not a curated record. Gene Ontology annotation, biological process: actin cytoskeleton organization. The coding region runs from base 217 to 2628 and encodes 803 amino acids. NCBI's taxonomy places the organism in Eukaryota, Metazoa, Arthropoda, Branchiopoda, Diplostraca, Daphniidae. The transcript is spliced from 3 exons. Gene Ontology annotation, cellular component: filamentous actin; microtubule organizing center.